Molecule: messenger RNA, 2655 nt
Organism: Hermetia illucens (black soldier fly)
Lineage: Eukaryota; Metazoa; Arthropoda; Insecta; Diptera; Stratiomyidae
Gene: CRMP
Product: dihydropyrimidinase
Exons: 9
Coding region: 327-2102 (591 amino acids)
Biological process (GO): pyrimidine nucleobase catabolic process
Cellular component (GO): cytosol; cytoplasm
Molecular function (GO): dihydropyrimidinase activity
Source: RefSeq, a predicted model, not a curated record
AUCCGGUGAAUUUCAAGGCGAACGGUCGCGUGGUGGCUUUCGUCCGGCGGUAGUGAAACUUGGCGCGAGUUCCCAGUGCGGUUGCUUUUCCGUGGAAAGAUAUUCUGUUUGUCGGUCGGUCGCAGUGAAGUUUCGUGUGUGCCCGAGGGGAUUCAGAUUGGUGUUUGUGCACGGAGUGAACCACCCCAGCCCGACCCGCGAGAAGUGUGAAUAGGCAACGUCCGCAAAAGAGUGAAACAAAUUAUUGUGUUUAACUAUAAUUAUAGAGAAAAAUUAACUUAAUUGUAAGUGAAGUGAAUCAGAUUAAGUAUUCGAAAGGAUAAACCAUGGCAGCAGCACCCCAACCACUUAAGAAAGUUCCUAUUCAUUUACAGAGCGCACAAAAUCGACUUUACAUAAGGCAUGGUCAAAUUGUAAACCACGAUGGAAUUUUCACUGCAGACAUUUAUGUUGAGGAUGGAGUCAUCAAGUUCGUGGGACCAAGUUCUGAAAUUACUGUGCCUGGGGGUGUCCGGACAAUUGACGCUUCCGGUAAAAUGGUGAUACCCGGUGGCAUUGAUCCACAUACUCAUAUGCAAUUGCCAUUUGGUGGUACAGUUGCCGUCGAUGACUUCUACCGCGGCACGAAAGCCGCUAUUGCCGGUGGAACAACGACAAUAAUUGAUUUCGUACUUCCCAACAAGGGCGAAUCACUUCUUGAGGCAUACGAUAAAUGGCGUUCAUGGGCCGACCCAAAGGUUUGCUGUGACUAUGGAUUACAUGUUGGCAUCACAUGGUGGUCCAAAUCCGUCCAAGAUGAAAUGAGGAUUUUAUGCGAAGAACGUGGUGUUAAUUCCUUCAAAAUGUUCAUGGCGUACAAAGGACUCUAUCAACUGGCUGACACGGAGAUGAUGGAAGCAUUUGAGAAAUGUCGAGAAUUGGGAGCAAUCGGAAUGGUUCAUGCGGAGAAUGGUGACAUCAUAGCGAAAAAUGUUAAGAAAUUGUUAGAUGCUGGCAUUACAGGACCCGAAGGACAUCAGCUUUCACGACAGGAAGAGGUGGAAGCGGAAGCAACCAAUCGGGCUUGUGUUUUAGCACAUCAGGUUGAUUGUCCACUGUAUGUUGUGCAUGUAAUGAGUAAAUCGGCUGGUAUAGAAUUAGCAAAGCAUCGUCAAAGGAAUAAAGGUGUUGGAAUCUAUGGUGAGACGUUGGCUGCUGCCCUGGGUACCGAUGGUACCCACUAUAUGGACAAAUGCUGGCAUCAUGCAGCCGCACAUGUUCUUAGCCCACCACUAAGACCUGAUCCUACAACACCUGAAUUCAUGAUGAAACUUUUGGCGAAUGAUGACCUCCAAACAACAGGCAGUGACAACUGUACUUUCAAUCGUGACCAAAAAGAACUAGGACUAAAUGACUUCACCAAAAUACCAAAUGGUGUCAAUGGCGUAGAAGAUCGGAUGUCUGUUGCGUGGGAAAAGGGCGUCCACGCAGGCCUAAUUGAUCCCUGCCGUUUCGUAGCAAUAACCAGUACAAACGCUGCAAAAAUCUUCAAUUUGUAUCCGCGCAAAGGACGUAUCGAAGCAGGAUCAGACGCUGAUAUUGUUAUCUGGGAUCCACGAGCCACUCGUAAAAUCUCCGCUGAAACACAUCAUCAUGCAUGCGAUUAUAACAUCUUCGAGGGAAUGGUCUGUCAUGGCGUUCCUGAAAUGGUUAUUGUAAAAGGAAGAGUCUGCGUUGAAGAUGGUCAACUGCGUGUGGCCGAAGGACAAGGUAGUUUCAUCGAAACACCAGUUUAUCCGCCAUUUGUUUACGAUGCCUUGAAUGGCAUUAAGCAAGUAGAAGAGAUUUCAAAUGGAGUUAAGAAGUUCGAUAUGAAUGAAACGUUAAAGAUUGAGAUACCUAAUAACGAACCAAUGGUUCGUAUGUUGAAAGGAUCACCAUUGUCCAUGCCGGGAGCACAUUCAGAAGUUAGUACACCAUCUUCCCGUGGUCCACGCGUUGACGGACAACGAAAUAUGCAAGAAUCAACCUUCUCGAUAAGCGAGGAACUUGACAAGAGCGAAAAGAAGACUUGCAUUCGCGUUCGCAACCCUCCAGGUGGCAAAUCCGAUGGAUUCUGGUAAGCUCCAAACCGUCAAGACACUUCCAACCUAGUCUUCGCAUCCAAAAACAAAAUUUAUAAAACAAACAAAACGGAAUAAUAAAUAUAAGAACGUAAAGAUACAAAUUAAUUAUGAAAUAAAAUCUAAAAUUAUAUUCUUAUUAAAUAUUCAUUUGAACUUGAAGGAAAUGAAUUAAAAAGGAUGUUUUAUUGUUAAUUUUUUUGUGCACCCAAGAAAACUAUUUAUAUAUAAUAUUAAUAGAAGAUAAUUUAUAUUUUUGUUCUUUGUUCAUUCAUCCCAAUCCCUGUUUCUGUUUAAGUGCGCCUUUGUCGUCUGCUUUGCUUUCGAUAGCAGCUUGUUGAAGCCAAGCUUAAAUCAAUUUAGAUUGUGUUUGACAGUUUUUGAAUAUCUAAAUGCACACAAAAAAUAUAUUAAGAGUUGAAACCAGACUUCAUAUAUGCAUGUCGAGUAAUAUUAAGUGUAGUAAUCAGUUCAUAGUAUAAUCGUUGCAACUACUACUGUACCAAUUUAUGUAUAACAAAAUCAAAUAUAAUAUUAUGUAAAGGAACAAUUA